This is a messenger RNA of Seriola dumerili (greater amberjack), 4861 nucleotides long. RefSeq names its product centromere protein J (gene cpap). Gene Ontology annotation, biological process: centriole elongation; cilium assembly. Bases 1 to 3753 code for a protein of 1250 amino acids. Gene Ontology annotation, molecular function: tubulin binding. Lineage: Eukaryota; Metazoa; Chordata; Actinopteri; Carangiformes; Carangidae. The transcript is spliced from 18 exons. Gene Ontology annotation, cellular component: centrosome; nucleus; centriole. The record is from RefSeq and is a predicted model, not a curated record.
AUGUCAUCGCCAGCCGGGCUUCAGUACUCCCAGGCAGAGUUCUUGGCCCGGUGGAUGCCAAGUAGCAGCAGAGCCGGGGUGAUCCUCAACCCCUCCCCGGACUUGGCCGGUUCCUUGCGGCACAUGUCAACCGUGGGAUCCCCGCCCCUGGAGCCAGACGACUCCUUCGCCUCCGACUUCGCCCCUCUGUCCGCCUCUGCAGACAGCAGCUGCGUCGGUGUCGAUGGAUUUUUACGGCCGGCUGGAGGAGAGAGGGCUGGGACUGACAGGCCAGUGAAUAUGGCAAGCAAAUCACAGGAUCUGCCCCUAAUGAUGAAGCUAGAGGAGUUGAGGAAAUGGCAGCAACACAUGCAGGAGCAGCUAAAGGCCAAUCAGUUGGAGGAGCUGCUUCGCCUCCAGGAAGAGCAGCAGAGGCUCCUGGGAAUGAUGAAUGAUUCCCAGCACUGCACAGGAGACACAUGGAACUCCACAGACGAUGAUGACACGUUAAUAUCAAGUAAUGGUGCAGCUUUGACUGAAGGCCAUGGUAGAACAGAAGAUACAACUUCUCAGGACAGACCUAUUAAGCCAGGCAUUGGAGGUCAUAAGCAGACAUUUGAGGAGUUGUUGGAGGAGCAACUUAGGUUGGAGGAGCAGAGGCUGAAGUCUGCCCGGCAACAGAAGAGCCAAGAUGGGGCUGAAGCUGUACAUGCCCCUCCCAAGAGGGCCUUUCUGAAGCGAGGCGAGGGGCUUUCUAGAUUUACCAACAAUCGCAAAGCCUCUUUACCAAAAAAGGAGAUGAAGAAGGACUCCAAACCACAACCACGAGCCAGAGUAAUCUCCCGCAGCAACUCAGAGCCUGCAGCCAUCCUGAAAGGUGGCACAAAUUGCAUCCAGCGGCUUCCUGUCCAGCGUAAAACUGCCAUACUUAACAAGGAGAACCGAUUGAGAGGUCUUAAUUCGCCACCUCAGGACACCAGAGCUGAAAGUAAGAUGGCCCGGAUGAAGGUGUUGGGUAGUCAUCAAAGGCAGAAUACAGAAGGAUCAGAGUCUAUUGAAACUGACUCAGAGGGGAGACGAACCAAACAGUGUCAACUGGGUCAAGUAAAGGACCAGAAUAACAGGACAGUGGGUCUGUCUGCUCAAACUGCAAGGAAACCUGAGCAUCACAACAUGCAGCCGAACCCUGUUACCAAACAGGUGGGCAUGUUGGGAGGGCCAGAGAAGGCUGAAAAUUAUGCAGCUAAAGAGAAAAAUUUUGGUUCAAAAGUGUAUUCAGCAGAACGAAGAACAGGGUCAGAGGGAGACGGAGGAGGAGAAGGAGAAGGAGUUCCACCGGACUCGUUUGAGUUGUCGUUCCAGGAGAAGCUUCAGCGCUGGGAGUGUGACCUGCAGUUGGAAAACAUGGAGCUGGGAGAGUUUGAGCUACUGGAGCAGGCAGCCGAAGAGCUGUCCUUCUCGUCCAACUCCUCCUUUGUCAUGAAGGUUCUUCAGAUGGACCAGCAGCACCAGAAGCUGCAUGCUGCUCAGGGGCUCCACCAGCGACGGCUCUCCUCCACCCCCAUCAAGUCGCCUCCCAGAGGUGCACUUCAGAGGUGCAGCAGUGGUGGUUUGACAUGUAAAAACAGCUCUGUGAACGCAGAAGCAUUUGUGGCGAAGAGAAGAGAUGAUGCAAUGAAGAACAAAGUGAACAUCGAGGACGAAGAGGGACAGGACAGUGGGAGAGAAGACAAGCACUCUGAUGUUUCAUCCUGUGGCAGCUCUGAAUUUGAAGACCAGGAAGUUGCGGUCAAAGCACCUGUGUUUCCCUGCACCUUUACCUUUCCUGCACAGUCUAACCCACCAUACGAUAAGCGGUCGUAUCAGGACGAGGACAGUUGUAGAGAUUCAGAUGUGACACAAGAUGGUGACGGUGAGAGCGACGGCGUCCUCAGCAAUGCUGAUGAGUCCACUCUGAUAGAGGACAAAGUUGGCCAGCAGAGGAGAGUUGUGUUUGACGACGAUGACACGUGGAACGACCUGGAGGAAACUACAGUCGACCCACACGGUGACAUUAGAGGAGUCAGUCCAGUUUCCAAGGCAACAGCCAAUCGCGUCUCACCGCCGGAGCGGCCUUUGUUGAGGAAGGUGGCGGUGAGCAAAGUUGUGGAGCUGGAUAAAGGCACAGUCACUGGUUCAGCCAAUCUGGAGCCAGAUCCUCCUCCUGCCUCUCAGCUUAUGACAAGGUUGUUCCCCUCGCUCAAGCCAAAGGCCCAGAAUACACCUCUCCCUCCUCCUACAGCUUCUGUUGGUCCUGAGCCCAAAAAACCAGAGGAGGAGACAGGCCAGCAGGUCCAGUCUAGGCAGCUGAGGGAGAGACUGGUUGAGCUGGAGAUUGAGAUCGAGAGAUUUAAGAAGGAGAACGCCGCCCUCGCCAAACUCCGACAGGAGAACGAGAGAAACCAGGAAAACCUCAGGAAAGAGCGUUUGGAGUUUGAACAGACGAAAGCAGAGGAGCUGGCCAAGUUCGAGGAGUACAAGAAAGAGGAAAACAAGAAACUGCAGAAGGAGCGCAAACUGUUUGAGAAGCACGCGUCGGCCGCCAGAGCCAUUCCUGACAAGAAGGAACGAGAGGAAAUCCAGGCGUUGAAGCAGCAGCUGAACUCCCUGCAGGAGGAGCUGAGGAGGAAGGAGAAUCGCUGGACGUCCACACACAGCCGGCUGCGGCAGCAGAUGGACUCCCUCAGCCAGGAGAACAGCUCUCUCCAGGACGAGAUCCGUGUGUUGGAAAAGCUCCGCCUCAGUACCUGGAAGAAAAACCCCGUCACUGCAGAGAAGGACAAAGAAACAAAAGACGCUCCUGGAUUUUUUGUAAACAAUGUUUCAUCUGUGACCAAAGGAGUGAAAUUUGCUAGUCCUCUUGACUCUCGAGGAAGCAGCAGCAGUCCUCCACACAGCGGCACUGCUGCAGCGGGUCGACGGGGCUCCGGGGAGACGAGCCAGGGCGCUGCAGGGAUGAAGAGCAGCCUGAGGCGGCCAGCAGGGCCAGGCGCCGCUUCCUCAUCCUCCUCAUUGCCUGGCAGGAUGACAGAGGAGAGGUCACCACCUGCCAACAAGAGCCAGGACAAACCGCCAAACCAAGAACAAUCAAACAGCAGCUCUCCAAAAAGAGAUUCUCUGCCAACAGAAGCAGAGUGCCGUGAGGCUGAGGAGGCAGAGUCAGCUCAGGAGGUUAUAACACACUCUGACGGGAAGGUAGAGAAGGUUCUGGCUGGUGGCGAUCGCCUCAUCGUCUUCCCCAACGGGACCAGGAAGGAGGUUUCAGCCGACGGACUGACGGUCAAGGUCACCUUCUUCAACGGAGACACCAAGCAGGUCACAGCCGACCAGAGAGUGAUCUACUACUACUCUGACGCCCAGACCACACACAUCACCUACCCAGAUGGCAUGGAGGUCCUGCACUUCCCCAACAACCAGACUGAAAAGCAUUUCCCGGACGGUCGUAAAGAAAUCACCUUCCCAGACCAGACGGUCAAGAACCUGUUCCCAAACGGCAGAGAGGAGAGCGUGCUGACAGACGGGACCAUCAUACAGGUCAACCCGGACGGCACCAAGGAGAUCCAUUUCAACACGGGCCAGAAGGAGAUCCACACCGCUGACUACAAGAAGAGGGAGUAUCCAGACGGCACCGUGAAGACGGUCUACGCCGACGGCAGGCAGGAAACCCGCUACCCCACCGGACGGCUCAGGAUCAAAGACAAAGACGGCAACGUCGUCCUGGACCACAGGGCGUAAACUAAACAUAUGAAUCACUUUCUUGCUCUCCUCUCUCCACAGGGAGGUCAGAGGUCAGCCGGUUUGGAUUUAGAGUUCUUCUAAGCUCAGCUCACUUCAUGAAGGAAAAGCCGCCGGCUGCAGCUUCACAGUAACAGACAGACACGAGAGUGGUGUCAGUCUUCUCAUCGAACUCUUGGCAAGAAAGGAAAUGAGUGUAUUUCCCCCAAAAUCUUCCUUUUUAAUGCUUCAACAUGCUGCCAAAAGGUGAAACUCAAAGCCGAUGAGUUUGAGGAAGUCUCUUUUUAAUAUUUUAAUAAUUUUUUAAUUCAAUUUUAAAGGGAGGAAGUUGAGCCUCCUCCUCAUUUUAUGGCAGCACACAUACGGGUUGAUGCCUGUUAUCACAGUCCAACACUCCAGAGAAGCAGCAGUGGGUUUUGUUUGUUUUUAAAUCACGCUCGUUUCCCCAAAUGGGCAAAUCUCAUGUGCCCCACCUUCACUACAUGUGUCUGCAUGUCGCAUCGUUCAUCACUGAGGUCUAACAAAUGUGUUGAAUGCAUUUCCCUCUUCAUAACACAUUAGCAGAAUUGAAUUAGGAUUGAUUUUUAUUUAAAACGCUGCAUUGUUUGCAUGUUUUUUCAUGCUCUUACUCACCGUCUUUGUCGGCACAUUUCUUUGCUCAUUACCACCAGAAAGGUUUUGCAAAUGUUUUAUUAGGAAAUACAUUCACCACAUUUGUUAGAUCUCAAAGAUACACAGAAGAAGAAGAAGAAGAAGAAGAAAACUCCAGAGGUCACCUUUAAUGUUUUUCGUCUAAAACGUUACCUGAAUUUUUACAAUGAAAUCGCAUCUUUAGUCACGAGAGACAAUGUUUGGUUUGUAUAAGGAUCAUUUUUGCUUAUGAUCUACCACCAAACUUCAUCCACAGCUGUGAAUAUUUAAACAGACUGAGAGAUACUUGCAUCGACUCAUUGUUUACACUUCCAGUAAAGGCUUGAGAAUAAUGAAAUGCUGAACAGAAACAAAAUGUCACGUGUGCAUUAGACUGAAACAGACUGCUUUUAGUGUGGUGUGUGAAGUGUUUGUUUGCAUUAAUUUUAAUUUGUAAAAAUGUUAAAUACAUAUUUAU